Molecule: messenger RNA, 4058 nt
Organism: Gopherus flavomarginatus (Mexican gopher tortoise)
Lineage: Eukaryota; Metazoa; Chordata; Testudines; Testudinidae
Gene: TENT5B
Product: terminal nucleotidyltransferase 5B
Exons: 2
Coding region: 185-1360 (391 amino acids)
Biological process (GO): mRNA stabilization
Molecular function (GO): RNA binding; poly(A) RNA polymerase activity
Source: RefSeq, a predicted model, not a curated record
GGCGCGCAGCACGGGGACUUCGGGCACGGCGCCGGCUCACACGGGUUCUCCUCAGCCUCCCCUCCGGAAGUUCCCCCUCAGAAUUGUUGUGUUUUUUUAAGCCCCUCACUUCCGGUUGUUCUCUUGUCCGCUUCCGGGUGACUUCGGCUCGGCUUCCGGUGGCGUUUCCCGGGGGCGGGUUGCGAUGCUGUCAGCGGGGGCGCCCGGGGCUGGCGGCCGGUUCAGCGUGCUGAGCUGGGAGCAGGUGCAGCGGCUGGACCAGAUCCUGGGCGAGGCUGUGCCCAUCCACGGCCGGGGCAACUUCCCCACCCUGUCCGUGCGGCCCCGCAGGAUCGUGCAGGUGGUCCGCAGCCGUCUGGAAAAGAAGGGAAUUGCCGUCCAUAAUGUCAGGUUGAAUGGCUCAGCAGCUAGCCAUGUCCUACAUCAAGAUAGUGGCCUAGGGUACAAAGACUUGGACCUAAUUUUUUGUGUGGAUCUGAAGAGUGAGGAUUCUUUCCAGCUAGUUAAAGAUGUGGUCAUGGACUGUCUCCUGGACUUCCUCCCAGAAGGAGUAAACAAAGACAAGAUCACCCCCAUGACUCUGAAGGAGGCAUAUGUGCAGAAACUAGUGAAAGUGUGUAAUGAAACAGACCGCUGGAGCCUUAUAUCACUGUCUAAUAACAGUGGGAAAAAUGUGGAACUCAAAUUUGUGGACUCUCUCAGACGGCAAUUUGAGUUCAGCGUGGACUCCUUCCAGAUCAUAUUGGAUUCUCUGUUACUAUUCAGAGAGUGUUCAGAGAACCCCAUGUCUGAGAACUUCCACCCCACAGUCACUGGGGAAAGCAUGUAUGGGGACUUUGGGGAAGCAAUGGACCAUCUCAGGAGCCGAAUCAUCGCCACCAGAAACCCAGAAGAAAUCAGAGGUGGUGGGCUUCUCAAGUACUGCAAUCUCCUGGUGAGGGGUUUUAAGCCCAAGUCGGAAGUAGAUAUGAAGGCGCUACAGAGAUACAUGUGCUCCAGGUUUUUCAUAGAUUUUUCUGACAUUGGAGAACAGCAGCGGAAGCUUGAGUGUUACCUUCAGAGUCACUUUGUUGGGAUGGAGAGCAAAAGGUAUGACUGCCUAAUGACCCUGCACCGGGUGGUGAAUGAGAGUACAGUGUGCCUGAUGGGACACGAAAGGAGGCAAACUCUGAACCUCAUUGCUAUGCUGGCUGUGAGGGUGCUGGCUGAGCAGAACAUCAUCCCAACCGUAACCAAUGUGACCUGCUACUAUCAGCCAGCACCGUACGUCAGCGAAAUAAACUUCAACUACUACGUCACCCAUGUACAACCCCUUCGGCCUUGCAGUCACUCCUACCCAACAUGGCUUCCUUGUAACUGAGUAUGGACAACACUCUCCAGGAUCUGUAUUCCAGGGUGCUCCCUGGCCUUGGCAGCCUUCUGGAAGAACUGUGACAAAGGGCAAUAUACUGGACUCUUUCUCAAGAGUUUCUUGUUCCCAAGUUUGUUUGGAACUAGUUGUGUCUGCUGUAUGCUGUGGAGAUUGGAUGUGCAGUGUUAUGGAAACUGUAGAUGAUCAAAGAUGUUUACAGGAAGACUUAUGAAUUAUGUAGGCAAUGGGGGAGUUAGGGGGAUUGUAGGAUUAGAUUAAAGGUAGAGCUGCACUGCCCUGAAAUGCAAAUCAGUCUGAAUUUCCUUUUCGUGCAGGAGGUGUUAAGGGUUGUGCAGACUCGUGGUUUCUGAAGAUAGAAGCCAGAGUGGCUGAUUCCUUUGAAGGACCAAAGAAUCCUGUUAAGUGCCUGUAACAAUAUAAACAUGACUGUACUGUAAAGCUUUAUUUUUUUUUGGUCAGGGGCUAAGGUCCCUAAGUGCUUGUGUGGGGAUGUCUCAAGAUGAAAAUGUGUUUUGUUUUGGAUGAGAGGGGUUCAUUUGAUCAUUUCUAGUAACAUAACAAACAGAUGUUGGAUUGCAGGUUACAUGUUACUAAGGCUUUUGGCAUGGCUUGCUGCUUGUGAAGGUCCAGCUAAUAGUAUCUCAUAAUAGUCAAAGCUGAGUCACACAGAGGUGGGGGUUGGCAUUGAAUGUAUGUGUCUAAAUGUAACAUGGGACGCUGGGGAAGAAUUGCGUUGCAGAGAAUGCUGGGCAGAGCUUUAUGGAAAUGAGAAGCAGAGACCUAUCCAAGUAUUCACUAAAAAGCGCCAAAAUCUGCAGUGCCAAAAUUCUCAGCUAACUUUUGUGUACAUAAACAGCAACGCAAGGGCUGUGUUUGGGAGUCUGCCCUAGGUUAUACUAGUACAAAGCUGUAUUCCUUCUAGGGAAUUUGAAAUGCUGCUACUUUUUGGCAUGCAGUGUGGUUUUAAUGCACAAACAACCAGUGGCCAGCUGGGCUAUCUGGGAAAGACCAGGCUUGUCCUGAAGCACAAACCAACUAUUGGCUAGUCAAACCAUUAACCAUAGCAGUUGAUUUUUAUGUAGGCUGGAGCCAGUUUUAGGUCAAAUGCUUCAAACCCUGUCGCUCCAGUAUUUGAUUCAGUCUUAGAGCUCUAGCAGAUUCUCUUAAUACUAGCCUGCCUUGGCUAGAGAGGAAAUCUGCCUUUCUGUGCCCUUGGUCCUUUUGUCAAAAGCAGCCUGUUUUUCAGCUACACAAUUCCACAUCUGAGCAACAGAUAGUAUUUUACAUUCGUAAUCUCAUUAGAAAUGAAAGAUGACUUCUUUUGUGUAUAAAACCAAAAAAAAAAACCCUUAAGUUUGGCUUUAGGAAAAGGUAUGCCCUUUUUAAAAAAAAAAAAUCAAAACAAACCUUUAUGCCUGAGAGCAUUUUGGUGUGUCUUAUGCAAAUGUUCUGCCUUUGAAGUUGUGGUGUGUCUAGAGUACAAACAGUCCUGCCCUGAGUUGUCUGGAUUGCUUACCCGUUCUUUUGCAACAUCACGUUGAGACUUAACUAUGCAUGGGUUUGUGAAGCUGGUACAACUGAGACAGGCAUCUUCUGCUCAAAAAGAUAAGUGCGCAGCUCUGGGAGUACACAACACUAGUCACUUCAUGGUGCUUCUUCAAAGGCUAAUAUACUUGAGUAUUUUUACUAACUUGUUUUCUGGUUGUUAUAAAACUGUACCACAGCUGGGCAGACUGAACAAUCUAAUAAAGAUUAGAUACUUGGAAUAUGUAUAACCAGAAUUUUACCUUCUUGCGUGGGGGUGUGUGUGCAGGGGAGGGAGCGUUGGAGCUUGUGAAUGCAUUUCUCUGAAUAUACUAACAAGCUUAAACAAAUCUGCUCCAACUUUACUUUCAUCUUUAUCCAGUAAGAACAGAGCCCUGCCACUACCUGUCAUAGUUUGUAGGUAUAACAGUGACCUCAUGCUCUCAGAUCAUACAUGUUUAUUUACAUGAGUAAUCAUGAUACAACUUAUGGGGUUAACUCUGCUACAUAUAACUAACUCCUUGGUGCCCAGAGCCUGCUUCCUGUUGCAAUGCCUGACAUGGAGGGGUUUCAAAUUCUGUUUUGCUGGUGCUGAAAAACUGGUUUAAAGGCUGUUUUUUGAAAACUAACUAGGCUCUCUAGAUAUGCAAUCCUCACUCACUUUAUGGGGAGAUCUGGCUUUGAACUCUUUGUUUAAACUUACUAUUAACACAGUUGAUCCUGUAGCAUGCUGCACUUAUUUUAUUUUGGGCAGGGAGGCUUCGCUUGUACUCUUUACCACAAAGUGUGAAGGUAAAUGAACUAAACUAUGAUCUUUCCAGGGCAGUGACAGACCUCCCUCUUUCUCUAACAGAAUGUAAAGUUUCCCUACAACUGAAGGCUUGAUUGGUGGGGGGGGAAACUUAAACUAAGGUUGCACUUUUGAAUUGUGGCGUGUCUGGGGGUAUGGCACUCUUGUGAAUGGGAGUGGUUGAUUCCUUGCAGUGUGAUAUGCUACCACUUGUAGAAAAUCUGAAGAUUCCUAUAAUCUAGCACUUUUUUAUUUUGUUUCAAAUGUGCAUUUUUUUCCUGCAUCUGUAUCACUUGUCAUGCAAUGGGCUUGACAUAGACUCACUAGAUUCUUUAGAAUCUGUUACAAAUAAAUACAGUGUAUUAAAUUCAA